Messenger RNA from Gongylonema pulchrum, 291 nucleotides. NCBI's taxonomy places the organism in Eukaryota, Metazoa, Nematoda, Chromadorea, Rhabditida, Gongylonematidae. The record is from the annotation of a GenBank genome assembly.
AUGUAUAAUCAUCAACGACCGUACGGUGGUGGCCAUCGUGAAUUCAGCAUGAGCAGUACUAGCUAUCAGCAGCAACACGGCGGUGGUGCACGGCGACCUCCGGGCAAUCAGGGCGAUGCUCAUCGAGAUGGUUAUCGGGACCGAAACAACGAUCCCACCACUACCAGCACAUUUAAUCGUCCACGAGGCCGGCAAAAUCCUGAUGGAUAUCGUCAUAUUACGCCGGAAAAAAGUACCAUUCAAAUAGCUCAAGGAAAAAAAAUAUGGGAAUCUAUAAGUGAUGGAUGCUAA